AUGGCCAGCAUCGAAGCGAUGCUGACACAGCAAAGUGCGACGCUCGAGGAUUUACACGAUCGCAUCAACUCAGGUGCAGUGCCCCAAGCUACAAUUCAUGGUGUGCAAGAUACUGUAUCCACACUAGCUGAGAAUUUGCCGUCCACAUCGCAUUCUUCGGCACCUUGGACAAUGCAUUCUCAGACAUUGGGUCAUCUGCCCAGUGCUGUGGAUGUUGCAGUGUCCCCUUCUACCUCCAGAGACGAUAUUCCAGCAAUGACAAUACCCAGACAACAUUCUACCACGACGGAAAACCUGCUCAGUACUGGACCAGUGCGAGCUCUGCUAGGAGACUUUCCCCGCGGCAUGUUUUUAAAGACGGAAUCGGCUCGGAUCCUCCCCCAAAAUAUUCGCCUCGGGAAUCUGCACGUCACAGCGUUUCCAGAGAUAGACCGCGCCGAGACGGACUGCUUGGUUGAUUGCUUCUUCAGAUUGGCCCAUCGAGAAAUACCCAUCCUGGACCAGAACCACUUCUUGAGUUGCUACAGGCAAUUUCUAGAGCGAGACACUUGGGGCGACAUCGAUUCUGCUCUCUGCCUCAUGGUCCUUGCUGUUGGCGCUGUCGUACAGAACCCCCCCUCGACGUCGGUUCAAGGCGCAGAUAUUUCUAGCCCUGGGGGUGAGUACCUCUCUGCGGCCAUGAAGAUUUUGGUCCCAGACAUUAUGCAAAGCUUUUGGAGUACAAUAACUCUUCCGCAAGCGACGCUUCUUGCCGCAAAAUAUUUUGGUUAUCUGCUGCGUCCCUUACAGUCUUGGAGAUUUGUUCACCUCGCGUCCACGAAUGUUCAGAUUCUGUUGAAUUGGCCGCAGACACUGGAUGAAGACGAUGCUACAGCAGCCGCCCUCUCGCGACUGCGAGUCAGCCCCUGGCUAAUUUUUGACAGCGACCUUAUCGCAGAACAUCAUCUACCACGUAGUGGAAUUGAGCAUGUUGUUGAAAACAUGCCUCUACCCACUUUCCACACCUGGACACCCGAGGCGUCGAUGUUUUUAGCCGAGAUAUCUGCACGACGACUCUUUAAUCGAGUCCACCAUACCAUGUACGCAGAUUCGUCGGGGAGAUUUGGGAUGGUUGACCAUACAAUGCCUACGCAAGAUCACUUCCAAAGGCAGGAACUCAGACCCGCCAUUACAAAUCUGGCCACUGAAUUAGAUCAUCAACUGGAGACAUGGUUUGAUCUUCUGCCCCAGCAUAUCAAACCUGAUCUGGAGAGCGCAUCAUCAUGGACAUUCGAGCAUUUGAACAUUUUACACAGAUAUCAUACUGCCAAGGACAUCAUCUUUCGGCCGUUUGUCAUGUACACGUGCAAUCUCCCUACGAAGGGAACCAUUUCGACCGCAAUUCUCGAGCGGUGCAGCACAUGUGUGCAACACUGUUGUGCGUAUCUUUCCGUCUCAGAGAUGCUGCUUGCGCAAACAUCAUCAGUCAAGGAGAUCAUCUGCCACUCUGUCUUUGCUGCGACAGUGGUCUUAACGUUAAGCUCGCUUAACCAGAACCUGAGCUCGUUGGUAUCGGACGUCGAUGCUCUUCAAACAAGGGCCGUUUCUAUGCUACAGCGGGUGGCAUCAAAAGGUUCAGUGAUCGACCAACUGGUGGGGAUAUUGAAAGUCCUCCAAAUGAAAACACGAUUGUUGAAGGGGCAGGUCCAUAUGCAAACCCCAUAA
This is a messenger RNA of Cladophialophora psammophila CBS 110553, 1704 nucleotides long. RefSeq lists its product as uncharacterized. The transcript is spliced from 4 exons. The record is from RefSeq and is a predicted model, not a curated record. NCBI's taxonomy places the organism in Eukaryota, Fungi, Ascomycota, Eurotiomycetes, Chaetothyriales, Herpotrichiellaceae. The coding region runs from base 1 to 1704 and encodes 567 amino acids.